This is a messenger RNA of Arachis stenosperma, 615 nucleotides long. RefSeq lists its product as uncharacterized. The coding region runs from base 1 to 615 and encodes 204 amino acids. NCBI's taxonomy places the organism in Eukaryota, Viridiplantae, Streptophyta, Magnoliopsida, Fabales, Fabaceae. The record is from RefSeq and is a predicted model, not a curated record. The transcript is spliced from 2 exons.
AUGUCGAAGGCUGUUGCUGAGAAAUUGAUCUCAUUACAGAGAAGAUUUAUUUGGAGCAAGGAGGAUGGGAGGCAUGGUAUGCCUUUGGUGCUACAAGAAGGAGUGCUAUCACAGGAUAUCACCAGUUACAGCUUCACUAAGACCAUUUGGAAAGGUGUAGUUCUACCAAGAGUGGAGCUGUUUGCUUGGUUUGUCUUGACAGACAUGGUGAAUACUAAGGAGAGGCUAAGUCGACUUGGGAUACUCAACCAGGAUGAUCAGAGUUGUGUUUUAUGUAACAAGGAGAUUGAGCAGAUCCAUCACUUAUUUCUUGGCUGUGAUUUUGCUUGGCAGGUGUGGAGUGCUUGGUUAUAUGUGUUUGGCCGGCUGUGGUCUCUUCCGGGUUUGAUGAAGGACCACUUUCUAAGUUGGACAGAAGAGCCUCGUAGGAAGGAGGACCGGAAGCAGCAGUUAAGGUGCUUCUGUGCGAUCAUUUGGAACAUUUGGUUGGAAAGGAAUAGGAGGAUAUUUCAGAAUAGAAGCAGAGGUGUAGAGGAAAUAAUCAACAUGUCCAUGUUUAACUGCGAUGAGUGGCGAGGUGUCUCUUCAUGUUGUAGAUGGCUAUGUCGGAUAUGA